Molecule: messenger RNA, 588 nt
Organism: Paramecium sonneborni
Lineage: Eukaryota; Ciliophora; Oligohymenophorea; Peniculida; Parameciidae
Source: the annotation of a GenBank genome assembly
AUGCAAUAAUGUUUUUUAUAGGAUGAAUUUGAUGCUGAAGAUGUAAGUCCUUGGCAAGAAAAGAAUUUAUCUCCUCAAAAUAUUCUUUAUAAAACAAGUCAAUAAUAUCGAAGUUCAACAAUUAAUUCCGGUAAGGAUGAAAAGCAGAAACUAAUUAAUACAAAAACCAGUUAUUCUAAAUUAACUAAACAUACUGCAGCAACUACAACUACAGAAUUUCCUAUAAGAUGCUUAAGGAACAGAGUUAAGAGUAUAGAUUAGACAAAAAAAUAGUUUUUGAAAGCAACCCCUGUUAAACAAUAUUGCGAUUUUAAACUGUCGAAAGAGUUUUUGAUGUAUAGAAAUACUGCUGAUUUUCCCAAGUAAACUUUGCCAAAGAAUUUUUUAUCCUUUUAAAGACUAAAAAAGUCCUAUAGUAGAAAAUAAACUAUUCAUUCUUAAGAACUCAAUCCAUAAUUUCUAUAACUUCAAAUGUAGAUGAAAAAGAUAGAAGAAUAAGUGCAACCAUAAAAGAAAUCAUGCUGGGAAAUUGGUGCUCGUAGAAUUUCUAAUCCAAAAUUUUAAACAUUUUUAAGUACUUAAGUUUGA